UUUUUUUAUUCUGUUAAAUAUGAGUUUUAUACAUUUUAUGAUUUUAUAGUUGACAUUUUAAUUGAAUUGGUAGAAGAGUUUUUUAAUAAUUGUAAGUUAAAUUUUUUUGGGAGAUUGUAGAUUUUCAAUAAUUAUGGCUGCAGUGUAUACAAGCAAUAUGGCGUUCUGUGGUUUUUAGAUCUCCGAAAUCAUUAGCGUCUUACAACCUGAUAAGAGUUAAACCUUUAAUUCCGAAAUUUACAUAAAGUUCAAUUUAAUAUUUAUAUUGCUACGUUACUACUUGUCGCCAUAGAUUUAAGUAGAAUUAUUAUUUACUUUCUGUAUCAAUUUAAUUUAUAAAACUCGUUUUCAUCAUAUUUACAUACUAUUUAUAAAGUAAAUACUUUGUUGUGGUAAUUUAACGAAGUUGUUCUCAAUUAUGUCGUUUGUACAAGUAUCAGAGACGAAUGACGGUGAUGCAGAAAUUGUUGACUUGCCUUUGGAAAAAGAUGGCACUCUACUUUUAUCUACAUUACAUGCUCAGUAUCCUGAUGCUUGUGGUCUUAAAUAUGUUGCACCCGACAAUGGUCGAACUCGUGCAUUACGAUUGGCUGAUGAAAAGUUACAUCCACCUACCGAAGAGGGCUGGGGUGACAUAGUAUACUUUUGUUCUUUUAACAAAGAUAAUGGGCAGAAGAGAAAAUUAAACGAAGAAUAUGAAAGUGAUGUUGAGCGAGCAUCCAAAGAACACAAGUCUGAGGCAUCAUCAACAGCAUGGAAGAAUCGUGAUUUACUUGUGCUUGGUUUACCAUGGAAAACGACUGAUGAGGACUUAGAAAGUUACUUUAGUAAAUACGGUGAACUGCGCAUGGCACAAGUAAAGAAAACAGCUGAUGGCCGUUCAAGAGGAUUUGGAUUUAUACGUUUUAAAGAUCAAGAGUCACAAGUUCGUUCAAUGUUGGAUUCACAUGUGAUUAAUGGCAGAAGAUGUGAAAUUAAAAUUCCCAAUAUCAAGGAUGCCUUUAUAAAUGAAGCCCCUAAGAAAAUAUUUGUUGGGCAGCUGACUGAAAGUAUAACUCAAGAAGAUCUCGAAGAUUAUUUUAAGAAAUUUGGUGAAAUUGUAGAAGUUUUUGUUCCUCGUCCUUUUAAAGGUAUUGCCUUUGUUUCAUUUACUAAACCAGAUGCUGCAUUAACAGCCCUUGAUCAAGAUCACACCAUAAGAGAUGUACGAUUGAGUGUUUCUGUUGCAAUGCCUAAAGAAAAAGAUCAAAGAUACAGAGGUGGUCGUAGUAGUGGUGGUGGUGGUGGUGGCGGCGGCAGUGGUCAUAACUACAAUAGCCGUGCGAGAGGAAGUCGAGAUCAUCACAGUAAUCGAAAUCGUUAUUAUGAUGACGGUGGUUGGAAUGAUUAUGACCGAGGUAGCUAUUCUGAUAGGUAUAGGGAUAGUCGUUAUGAUAGAAAAACUUAUGAUAAUGGGCGGUCAUACAAUUCAAGUCAAGUAUGGCGUAAAAGUGAAUAUGUAGAUUCAUCUUCUUCAUCUCAAUCAAAAGAAGUAGGUGGUCAAAUUGAUCCAAAUUUAGUUGCUGCUGUUGUAGAAAAAACUGUAAGAGGAGUAAUUGGGAAUAUGAGCAAUGUAAUGUAAAUUUUAUUGUUUUGAUUUUAUUUAUAGUAUAUAGAUGAUAUUGUGUGACAAUUUUUUUUUUAAAUAUGUAAUUUGUACUUACUAAAUGACACCAUCUUAUAAAUAUUGUUUAAGAAGGAUAUAAAUUCAAUGUGAAACUUAUAAUAAUAAAAAUAAUAUUCAUACUUUAUUGCUAUAACAUUUUACAAUUAAUUGAUAACGUGUAUAUUUUAUAUUCCAUUAAUUUAUAUUUUUUUGCAUUGUGUUCUGUUGGUGUUGUUAUUAUGUUAAACAAUUAACUAUCAAUAUCGUUGUAAUUAUUUUUUUUUAUACUUUUCAAAUAUUAUCCCUUGAAGACUUAUAUUUAUUUAAUAUAUAUCUUAAAAUAUA
Molecule: messenger RNA, 1990 nt
Organism: Daktulosphaira vitifoliae (grape phylloxera)
Lineage: Eukaryota; Metazoa; Arthropoda; Insecta; Hemiptera; Phylloxeridae
Product: TAR DNA-binding protein 43-like
Exons: 5
Coding region: 419-1621 (400 amino acids)
Biological process (GO): regulation of gene expression
Cellular component (GO): nucleoplasm
Molecular function (GO): RNA binding
Source: RefSeq, a predicted model, not a curated record